GAAAAUCUCGUCGAGGAAGUAAAUCACAAAUGCAAGUAUUGGAUUCAAUGAUGGUACCAGAACCAGAUACUCCAUCUUUGCAAGAAACUACGCAUGAUAGGGACACUUCAGGUCCACGACAUACCAUCGAUGUUUGCGGACCUGAAGUUUCAUGCGUCAUGGAACCGCAAAGUCCUGUGCAACAGGCAUCAUGUCUUUCUCCUGCAGCUUCUGGUGACUUUGCAUCCCACAACCGGACUGAGGAGACCGUAGAAUGCACAGCACCAGCCUUCACUCCGUCUGAACAGUCAAACUCUGCACCGGACCUCAUCCCCGAUUCACGCUCAGAAUACACCAGCCUUCACUCCGUCUGAACAGUCAGACUCUGCACCGAACCUCAUCCCCGAUUCAUGCUCAGAAUCUUUCAUGGAGGCUCGUCUAUCCACCUUGAACCAGCAGCUUUCGCCCACCAAUAGCCUUCCUGUUUCCGAAACGAACUCGUUGCAUACUGACGUGGUCGAUCCACCCGCUGAGCGGGAUGCGGUGACCUUGCUACAAAAUCAACUGAGUGCCAUGUCUGUUCGGCUUUUGACAGCACAAGAUCAAAUCGACCGACUUCUUGAGGAGAAACGAAGCUGGUUGAAUCAACCCCAAUCCAAUAAACAGAUGAACUCGCAUCAUCCGUCGGGAGAGCUGCGUGGGCGUUUGGCACAAGCACAGGCACUGGCGGAAACAUAUAAACGAGAGAAGGAAAAUAUGGUGGUUAAAUAUGCGCAGUCGGAACAAAAGCGUAUCGAGCUACAAAACCAGUUAGCCGCAUUGACCAAAUCUACCCAGCAGCUGUCCAAAUCCACACCUCGUGGGCCGCAGAUCACCACAAAUGGGGUGGACCCCAGUGGGAACUCGGACUUGUCCUCAAGUGACUCACAAGAGCUGCAGGCGCAGUUGAAUCAGACUACGAAGUUGUUGAACGCAGCUCGCCAAGAAGUUGAUGCAUUGCGUAAGGGCCAGAAGAACGACGAAGCACGAAUCAAUACCCUGGAGGCCAAGCUUGGUCAAAUGCAAGAAACAGUUCGAACCGAACAGCGCAAAACGGCGACACAAAACGAAACCAUUUUGCGUCUAAAUCGUUCCUUGGAAGCUGCCUCCAAGCAAGCGAAAGAGGCUGAACGGUUGCGUGAACGUGAAGCUGAACGUCUAUGCAUCGAAGUCGCCCAUAAGGAAGCCCAAGAACAAGUGAAACGUUUGCAAACCGAGUGCGACACAUUGAGGGGACAGGUAUCGGAAAUGGAACAGCUGAAAGCAAAAUUGUCCGAACAGGAAGCCCACUUGUCAAAGAGGCUGAACGGUUGCGUGAACGUGAAGCUGAACGUCUAUGCAUCGAAGUCGCCCAUAAGGAAGCCCAAGAACAAGUGA
Messenger RNA from Opisthorchis viverrini, 1395 nucleotides. RefSeq lists its product as hypothetical. The transcript is spliced from 5 exons. The record is from RefSeq and is a predicted model, not a curated record. The coding region runs from base 406 to 1395 and encodes 329 amino acids. NCBI's taxonomy places the organism in Eukaryota, Metazoa, Platyhelminthes, Trematoda, Opisthorchiida, Opisthorchiidae.